GUGUAUAACAGCGUGUGUGUUGAUUUUGAACAGGUGAGCCAUGGCAGCGGAUUUAGAUAUGGUGAACUUGUUGGUCAUUGCUGGUGCAACGUUGGCCAUUCCUAUUCUGUCUUUUGUGGCCUCUUUUAUCCUCUGGCCCUCGGCCCUCAUCAAAAUAUAUUACUGGUACUGGAGGAGGACCCUGGGUCUACAGGUGCGCUACGCAGACUGUGGGGGGUACCGCUUCUGUUACUCUUACAGAGGGAAGCCAGGGUUCAGACCAUCCAUCCUCAUGUUACAUGGUUUCUCUGCUCACAAAGACACAUGGCUCACUAUGGUCAAGUAUCUACCCAAACACCUGCACAUACUGUGCGUGGAUAUGCCUGGCCAUGAGGGAACCACUCGUACCAACUCAGAGGACUACUCCAUCCAGGGCCAGGUCAAGAGGAUUCAUCAGUUUGUGGAGAACGUUCGACUGAACAGGAAGCCCUUCCAUCUGGUCGGGACCUCCAUGGGGGGCAAUGUGGCAGGGGUGUACGCAGCCAGCUUCCCCUCCGAAAUCUGUAGCAUCACCCUUAUCUGUCCAGCAGGUAUACGGUACCCCUGUGAGACAAAAUUUGACAAUCAUCUGCAGGACCUUGAGCACAGCCAUUACACUCUGAGCAUCCCACUGAUUCCGUCCACACCAGAGGAGAUGGAGGAUAUGCUCAGGCUUUGCUCCCAUGUCCGCUUUAAGAUCCCUCAACAGAUUCUUCAAGGACUGGUGGAUGUUCGGCUUCCGCACAAUGAUUUUUAUCAAGAAGUUUUCAUGGAGAUAUUGGGUGAGAACUCCAGAUACGCCCUACAGGAAAAUUUGCAGCUGAUCACUGCCCCUUUGCAAGUAAUUUGGGGCAAACAGGACCAGGUGGUGGAUGUCUCUGGAGCUGUGGUAGUGGCGGAGGCCUUGCCCGGUUGCAGGGUGGACCUGUUAGAGAACUGUGGUCACUCUGUGGUGAUGGAGAGGCCUCGCCGGACGGCCAAACUCAUCAUGGAGUUUAUUAUCUCCCUGGGUACCACCAGUGGAACCAUUAAGAAGCGCUCCUGAGAAAUAAAUGCUUUAUGGAAGUUUUAUUAUUUAGUCAAGCAUUUUAUUUUGAAAUGUUUAAAAAAGAAAUGUUUUACGAUAAACUAUUUACUGUAAACUCUUACAUUUUCAGAUUCAGUUAUUUUUUUCACCCAUGUAAUAUCUUUGUCAAAUAUGUUGUUUUCCUCUUCCUGGAAUAUUUGAUCAUAUUUGACUAAAUUAGUAAACUCUGCCUGUGUCUAAUUUCAUUGAUUUUCAUCAAACUAUGCUGAUGGAAUGUUUGUAGCUAGCCUAUGUGCAUAAAAUAAAGAAUUCUUCCAUCUCUUUUCUA
Salmo salar (Atlantic salmon) is the source of this 1373-nucleotide messenger RNA. It is a transcript of the gene abhd6b, whose product is annotated as abhydrolase domain containing 6, acylglycerol lipase b. NCBI's taxonomy places the organism in Eukaryota, Metazoa, Chordata, Actinopteri, Salmoniformes, Salmonidae. Gene Ontology annotation, molecular function: monoacylglycerol lipase activity. Gene Ontology annotation, cellular component: AMPA glutamate receptor complex; membrane. Gene Ontology annotation, biological process: acylglycerol catabolic process. The record is from RefSeq and is a predicted model, not a curated record.